Molecule: messenger RNA, 2723 nt
Organism: Ostrinia furnacalis (Asian corn borer)
Lineage: Eukaryota; Metazoa; Arthropoda; Insecta; Lepidoptera; Crambidae
Gene: Rab27
Product: RAS oncogene family member Rab27
Exons: 6
Coding region: 206-835 (209 amino acids)
Molecular function (GO): GTPase activity; GTP binding
Source: RefSeq, a predicted model, not a curated record
AAAAAAGAAAAAAACUUGACAACUUCACUUCAAACAUUUUCAACAAGUCAGUCAAUAAACUGAUAUUGUUUUAAUUGUUAUCGCUUCCACAACAAAAGACUCAUCUUAUCACAACAAUCAAGCUUAUUCUCAUGGUCCAUCCUGUUCUCAUGAAAAGUUACAACAUAGACUACUUAUUUAUCGUACUUAUUCUGCUGCCAGAAAUAUGGACUACGAUUAUCUUAUAAAACUGCUUUGUGUAGGGGAUUCUGGUGUUGGAAAGACGAGUUUUCUCUACAAAUACACUGAUGGGGUAUUUCAUACCCAGUUUAUAUCCACUGUUGGCAUUGACUUCAGAGAAAAGACCGUCAUUUAUCAGCAAAGUGGAAGACAACACCGCAUACAUCUACAACUUUGGGACACUGCUGGACAAGAGAGGUUCAGAAGUUUGACCACAGCUUUCUAUAGAGAUGCCAUGGGUUUCCUUUUGUUAUUUGAUUUAACAAAUGAGGCAUCUUUCCUUGAAGUUAGAAACUGGAUAGAGCAGUUAAAGACACAUAGCUUAAGCGAUGACCCUGACAUAGUGCUAUGUGGUCACAAAUGUGACCUGCAAGAGAAGAGACUAGUCAACCAGAACCGUGCGCGAGAAUUCGCUAAGAACUACAACUUGCCGUAUUUGGAGACCAGCGCUAAAACUGGCCAAAACAUCGAUCGCGCCAUCGAAAUUCUUCUAGAUAAAGUUAUGAUUCGUAUGGAGUCGUCAGUAGAGUAUGCUAUGCUGUGCGCGUCAGGAAGACGUAAGCAAUCCCUACAGAAGUUACAAGCGAAACAAGACAGAAAGCUGUGCUCCUGCUAGAAAUAACAUCUGUGAUUGUUAAUAUACAUUCCUCUUUGAGAUAUCACAGUUUAUAAAACUUUGUAACCAUGUGGAAAGAACGAUUAAACUUAAACUCCCCGCAGAGUAUAGACUUUUAGUCGGCCGAUAGUUGGGCCCGAUUUUAAUUUGUAUGAAGAAUCGGCCGAUACUAAUAUGCGCAUUUUCAUACAAAGGUCGAUACAGGGGGCGUAGUGUGAGUUUACGUCAACGCAUUCGAUGUCGACUGCGUAAAAAGUGACAUUAAAUGUAUGACGGAUUGUACAGCGCCCCUAGCGGCAACUUUAAAGAAGCCCUCUAAUUAACAGCCCAACCCAACUAUCGGUCGACAAAAAGUAUGUGGUCUGCGGCUAGCCUUACAGUGACUUGAUAAGCUCUAACAAUUUCAACCUGUGUAUAAUAUAUCUAAAUUCCAUGUGUGUCUGGAUUGCAUGCAGCUCCUCCAUUUGGCUAAGGGAGUGCAGUGUAACUAUCAUAAUAUAUUUGAUUUACUGUCUUAUUUGUUAAUAUGAGCGAUGAAGUUAUGCACUGUAAUAUUCAAGACACGUUUUAUGUAAUUUGGUAAACUGGUUACAAAAUAUGACUAUUAUAUUAUAUAUUCCAUUUUAUAUUCUUAUACAUAUACUAUAACAAACUACAUCACAAUUAUAUUAGUUAUCGUACAAUUUAUUCCUAUUUAUAUGCCUAUUUUAUAAAUAUUUAAGUAACUUUAUUAUACAUACAUAGUAUGGCGUUUUGCCUAUUUCAUAUUUUAUUAUCUAAAUAAGAACAUUUAAAAGAUCUGAAAAAAAAAAUAGAUAGGUUUGGGUGUGCUAAUUUAUUUCAGUAUACAAUUGGUAUUUCAAUAUUGCUUUCACUUGAUAAUGAAGAGGAAAUGGUCAGAACCAAAAUUUUACACACAGGGCAACACCGAUUUAUGAGACUGACUUUUAUUUACAAAAAAAAAACGAAAAUUAGUACAUUAUUAGUUUGAACUUUUGAAGAAUUUAUUCCUAUUUAUUUAUUUAUUUAAAGAACGUAAGAGUUUGAGAUUUUAUAAUAUUGAGGCUAUCACAAAGUUUAGAGAUUCAUAUUUUUAAUUUAUUUUAUCUACUUGCCAAGUAUUAAUGUAAGAAUUUAAUUUUUUAUAACUUUACCUAUUAAGAAAGAUAAAAAUAUUUUAAAUCUAAUCCAAAUUAAAUCUAAUUCAUAAUAAAAUGUAAGUUCGCCUAUGAAUAUCUAGUCAAUAGUUCAGUGAUAUUUUUCUUAGUUUUUGAAUUUAAGCACACGUGUACCGAAUAUUAUGCAAAAGUGUUUUUCAUGUUUAGAUCUCAGUAAAUUAAGUUUCAAAAAUUCUUAACCUUUUUUUCUCAAAGCGUGUCAAUAACACAAAAAUUACUUAACCAAACAUUCCAGUUCUUUCAAAUGAUAUAAUAUUAGAUUUGUAUUUUUUUUGUAAACUAAUGAUUAAUUUUCAUGUGAUUAUUAUUGGCCUAUCUAUUAUUUUUAGUAAGAUGUUUUCCAUAACUUCCAAUUGGUUUGAGAAUUGGAGUGGGUUUUCAUUCAAUAUUACAUAAAUAUGUACUUAAUUGUUUUCUUAGUAAGUAAGUCACAUUUAAUGUUUUCGCGUGGCUUUUUAUGUUGUCCACUGCGCUUACUGUUUGUUGUGUUGUUGCGAUGUUACAAAGCGUGUACGUGUGGCGUGUGUGUAACACAGUCACUUUAACUUACAGUAUUCUUAUUACUAAAAAGUUAAACGCGUGUUCAAGGAUGUCUCUUAUUUGAAGGCGGCCCAUGACUAGUUUAAAAUGUUAUAUUUUCAUACUACGUCACUUUGAAAAUGAUAUCUCCAUAUGCGUCACUGUAAAAAUAGUGGUAUACGUAAAUUAAA